This is a messenger RNA of Trichoplax adhaerens, 903 nucleotides long. RefSeq lists its product as uncharacterized. Lineage: Eukaryota; Metazoa; Placozoa; Uniplacotomia; Trichoplacea; Trichoplacidae. Gene Ontology annotation, cellular component: membrane. The record is from RefSeq and is a predicted model, not a curated record. The transcript has a single exon. Gene Ontology annotation, molecular function: acetylglucosaminyltransferase activity. The annotation marks the transcript as partial.
CAAUCUUAUCCAAAUAUAUCACUAAGUCAGGAAGAGAAAGAGUAUCCAAUUGCAUUUACUUUAACUGUCCAUAAGAAUGCUGAACAAGUUGAAAGAUUAUUACGCAGUAUUUAUAUGCCUCAUAAUUAUUACUGUAUCCAUGUAGAUAACAAAUCAUCGCCAGCGUUUACACAAGUAAUGAUGAACUAUGCUAAAUGUUUCCGUAAUAUUAUUGUAUUCAAUUUAAUUUCAGUUAUACCAACGACCUAUUCGCGAAUACAAGCUGAUCUAUACUGUAUGGAAGCACUUCUUCUUCAUCAUCACAAUUGGAAAUACUGGAUUAAUUUAUCCGGCGAUGAUUAUCCAUUAAUGACAAAUCGAGAAUUAGUCCAAUAUCUAAAAACACUAAAUGGCCAAAAUGAUAUUGAAACUUUAGUUGCUGCUCAUUUAAAAUCGAGAUAUCAAUAUCAUUACUAUUUAUCAAAAAGUGGACAAUAUUUACCAAGUACUAGAUUUAAAUCCCCAAUAUCGUUAAAUAAUGUUAGAAUUUAUAAAGGCGGAUCAUUUAUCGCGGCUACGUAUGAAUUUUGUCAAUUUGUUAUGAGUAAUAUGACAGCAAAAGCAAUCUUAAACUACUUUAAUGAUACUUUUCUACCUAGUGAAAAUAUCUGGGCAACAUUGCAGCGAAUCGACGGUGUUCCAGGUUCAAUACAUUUCAAUCAAUCAUAUCGAACUAAAGCUGUUUCAUCAAAAUCUCGCCUAACUAAUUGGGGAUCAACACAUUGUUACGGCUGGUGGAGAAAGGGUCAAUGUACUUAUUCAGUAGGAGAUUUAAGAUGGCUAUUUGAUAAAAAUCAUCAACACUAUUUAUUUGCAUCUAAAUUCGAUAUUAGGAGAGAUCAUGUUGUAAUGGAUUGUAUUGAA